Molecule: messenger RNA, 1464 nt
Organism: Cuscuta epithymum
Lineage: Eukaryota; Viridiplantae; Streptophyta; Magnoliopsida; Solanales; Convolvulaceae
Source: the annotation of a GenBank genome assembly
GUUCAGGUGGAUAGGUGCCGCGAGCACCUGCGGGGGUUGUCGCAUUUACACGUGGACGACAUAGUACUAGCCUAUGUUCGUGCUGCGGGUUUUUAUAGUCUACACAGAUUAGUGGCUAUUGUGCCUCUAGAUAGAGCGCUUCUCACUGCUCUACUUGAGCGUUGGAGGCAGGAGACACAUUCAUUUCACCUCCUUGUUGGUGAGGUGACAGUUACAUUGGGAGAUGUUGCUGUACUUACCGGGCUACAGGUUGAUGGGAGAGCUGUUACAGGCACUGCUUGUCGACAGUGGGUGGAUGAGUGUGAGCGGUUGUUAGGUAUCCACCCCGUUCUUCGGACUGACCUUCAGGGGUCAUCUCUGAGGAUGCCAUGGUUGAGGGAGCACUUCCAGGUGCUUCCUCCCGACGCUGAUGAGGUGAUGAUCCAACAGCAUGCCCGGGCAUAUAUCUUGAUGAUGAUGGGAGCCUCCAUUUUCGCUGGAAAGAGCGGUUAUGAGAUUCAGGUGCUGCACUUGCCUUUGCUAGAGAGGUUUGAUGUAGCAGCACAAUUCAGCGGGGGUAGUGCCACGCUGGCUUAUCUGUACAAACAGCUUUGUCGCGGCUGCCAGAGAGGGAGCACAGAGCUUGGGGGAUUUUUGCUACUCCUCCAGAUUUGGUCAUGGGAGUAUAUCCACAUUGGGCGUCCCAUUAUAGUCGCAUAUCAUGGCAUUGAUGGACACCCACUGCCUGAUGAGACUCCACGUCUUCUAGGACCACAUCAUGUAUGGGGCGAGGACCCUCUAGGCCGUCGAUGGCUAUAUGUUGGUCUAUCUCGCAUGUCAUCCGCUACUGGGCUCGGUGUGUACAGGGAUGCAUUUGAUCGGAUGUCUGAGGAUCGGAUUACAUGGAUGCUGUAUACACCUGAGAUGUUUGCAGAGUUGCUCCCAGCUGGACGAGAGCAUAGUCACAUAUGUUUGGGUUUGAGCAGGUCAUUCCACGGCCUAUCGACACUUAUGUUGAGCUGCAUGGGCUGGAUAGGCGUGGGAAGCAUACAGAGGAUUGGGCACUCAGACAUGUCUGAUACGUCACUAUGUGGGAAAGGCGAGCUGAGCUAGUUGUGGCUGGGACACCGACAUUUGUCCCAUCUGUUUCAGGAGACUACAUGGGAUGGUAUUACAACAUCACUCGUUUGUUUGUGUCUCCUUCGUUCAGACUCCCUACUUAUCAUUAUCAUCCUAGCUCCUUGGCUUUGCAUCUUACGACACGAGCUUUGCAGCGCAUACAUCAGCGGGCUACCGCCACGGUGACUGAUACUCAUGAUGUGGACAUGUAUGGACAGGCUCUGACUGGCAUUGCCUCCUUGUGUUUAGAUGUGUUGGGCCGAGUCGACUACAGGCAUCUUAUACACAAGCCCCCAUCUCAGGAGAUGCCAUCCACGUCUAGUGCAGCGGCGGCUUCAUCAUCCCAGACGCAGCAUGAGAGAGUGG